AUGCACUCCCCAAUCACCAUCCUCGCCGUCCUCACCCCCUUCAUAACCACCAUCGCGGCUCAAUCAAACAUAAUCGGCAACGCCAUAACCCUAGGUUUCUUCGGCCCCUCAGAUGGGCCGCUGGAAUGUGGCCAAGUCGUUGAUGGCUCCGAACUCCUGGUCUCCCUCCCCGCCUCAGCAAACCUCCCAUGCGGCUCCAAAGUCUCAAUCGGCAACGGCGAACGGGUCGUCAUCGUCGGUAUCGCCGGUGAAUGCGCUGAGUGCGCGGAUACGGAUCUAGCUGCGACGAGUGGGCUAUUCAAUAUUUUGCAGGGCGGGGAAUUUGAUUUGGUGGAGGUGCCUAUUGUGUGGUCGGUUAUUCCGUAG
Messenger RNA from Glarea lozoyensis ATCC 20868, 366 nucleotides. RefSeq lists its product as uncharacterized. The record is from RefSeq and is a predicted model, not a curated record. NCBI's taxonomy places the organism in Eukaryota, Fungi, Ascomycota, Leotiomycetes, Helotiales, Helotiaceae. Bases 1 to 366 code for a protein of 121 amino acids. The transcript is spliced from 3 exons.